Molecule: messenger RNA, 623 nt
Organism: Saccostrea cuccullata (small rock oyster)
Lineage: Eukaryota; Metazoa; Mollusca; Bivalvia; Ostreida; Ostreidae
Product: multiple epidermal growth factor-like domains protein 11
Exons: 4
Coding region: 36-488 (150 amino acids)
Source: RefSeq, a predicted model, not a curated record
CUUUUGACUAAAAUGUUUGCUUUGUUAAAGUUAAAAUGAUGCUGAUCCAUUUGCUCCUUUUUGUGCCUUUAUACGUUUUUCCGUAUAUACUAGCCGUUAGCAGUGGAUAUCGAAGACAAAAUGGUGGCCCUUGUUGCUAUAAUGAAUAUCUUGACGCUGAGAAGAAAACUUGUAGAGAAUGCAGUCCUGGGAGAAUAGGCUGGGGAUGUAAAGAACCUUGUAAAGAGGGAUAUUAUGGACAUUUGUGUAGACUGGCCUGCCAUUGUAAAUCUCUUUAUUGUGACCCAGUUUUUGGAUGCUUGGCAACAACCUCUAUUGGAGGCAUAACACUCUUAGCCCCCAAAGAGUACAAUUUGGAGAGAACCAAACACUCUGAUUCACCCGAUUCAGCAACAAAGCAUGGAAUGCGUUUGUCUACAAUAUAUAAAUCAUUCCUAGAAUCCUCGACUAUGGAGAAGUAUAAUUUAUUUUUGUUUAAAAUAUUUUAAAUAUUUUUAAGGUUCAACGUUGUUCAAAAAACAUAGUAUUAACAGUACAAAGUUUUAAACUUAUUGCCAUAUAAGAACAUAACAUAAAUAUUUUGGAUUCACAGAACUUUGGAGAAAGGGGCAACAGAUCAUAAG